UUAAAGUACGGUUAUGUACACAGUCAUAUAAAAAUAUUUUCGUACUUAACAAUGAACAAGCAAUUACUUUAACUAAAUAGUACAACGUUCGUUAAAUUAGUUAUCUUACAUUUCAAUCUCAAAUACGAAAUAAAAUCUGUGACACUACAUACAUGUAACUGAUUCGGAUUUCGGGUAAUGGCUCGGAUAGUGUGGAUACUUUUUCUGUACACGAUUUUUCCUGGAGUUGUAGGUUUUUCGGGGUCGAAUGUAAAAGACGUCAUCACCAAGUUAUUUACUACAGACGGAUACAGCAAUAAGGUCCGGCCACUGCUGAGCCAGAGUCUUACACUCGUCAUUAACGUGGAAUUUUAUUUGAAUUCCGUCAUUGACUUUGAUGAGCAAGAUGAGGUUUUAACAACAUCCGGGUACUUGGCGCUCUCUUGGACCGAUGAGUAUCUUACAUGGACACCGUCUGAUUUUAACGGAACAACGGAAAUAUUUCUCCCGCAAGAUGAUAUAUGGAAACCGGAUGUCUCUCUGCGAAACACUUACAACAGUUUUAAGGGUUUGGGCUCCACUUAUCUCUACGUCAAAGUUCAACAUAAUGGCGAAGUAACAUGGAAGCCGUUCCAAAUUCUCAAAUCAACUUGUGCUGUUGAUAUCAAAUAUUUCCCAUUCGACAAACAGUUAUGUGAGAUCAAAUUCACUGCAUGGAGUUACACUCGUGAAGACAUCGAUUUGAAUGCUGGAGCAAACGGUGUUACACUGGAGGAUUAUUCGACGAAUGCCCAAUGGGAGUUAACUAAAACCAGCUACAAGGAGGUCAACGAUGAUUCUGAUGAAGCUGCCGUGAUCUUUGAAAUAGAACUUAAACGGAAAUCAAGUUUCUACGUCAUCAAUAUCAUUGCACCUGUCAUUUUGUUGUCUGUAUUAAACGUUUGUACUUUUCUACUUCCGGUAGCGUCUGGUGAAAAGGCCGGCUACUCUGUGACAGUUUUCCUGUCGCUGGCUGUAUUUCUUACUAUAAUUGCGUCUGAGCUUCCGAAGAACUCCGAUGUUGUCUCGUUUAUGUCCAUUUAUCUACUUUUAAUGAGUAUUUUGAGUACAUUAAUUGUAGCCUUGUCCCUUUUGCAGAUACGUAUGUCUGAGUGGUCAACAGAGCAAACACCUAUUAAUAGAUUCCUUGUGUUAUUUAUCAAAAUGUCACUGUUCUUUAGAUGUAAAUCUUGUUCAACAAAAAUUGGUCCACGUUCUAGCACUGUCAAAGUUGUAGAAAUAUACGAUGAUGACAAAAAAUCGCUUAAGUCU
Molecule: messenger RNA, 1290 nt
Organism: Ruditapes philippinarum (Manila clam)
Lineage: Eukaryota; Metazoa; Mollusca; Bivalvia; Venerida; Veneridae
Product: acetylcholine receptor subunit beta-type acr-3-like
Exons: 4
Biological process (GO): signal transduction; monoatomic ion transmembrane transport; nervous system process
Cellular component (GO): postsynaptic membrane; neuron projection; synapse
Molecular function (GO): transmembrane signaling receptor activity; acetylcholine-gated monoatomic cation-selective channel activity
Source: RefSeq, a predicted model, not a curated record